AUGCUGCACCAUUCCAACCGAUCCGUCUAUCCGCCUUUCAUUCGUCGACCACAUGUCUCUGAACAUUACCUCGCCUAUUGUCCGAACGAUGAGAGUGCAGCACCUGUUGAGCACCCAACUCUCCUUUCUCUUUCCGACUCAGACGAGUACAGAAGCUUGAACCUAGAUGAUGACAGCCUUGAGGGCGAGACUCUGGUAGAAGUCCCCUCUCCUCGAACUCCAUAUUUUGGGCCCAGAACCACCACUACUCGCGGCUUUACCUCUGAUGGUCUCCCAAACAUCGACAGUGAUGGGUUCUCGUCAACCUUUUGGAACAUACCACCAGAAGAGCGCGCUCUCAUGACCAACAGCGCCAACUUUGCUCGUGACCGCCGCCAGUGUCGUGGUGCCAUCCAAUCUGACACUCCUUUGGAGCCUGAUCCUUCUUCGCCAUUGUCAUCAACCCCUUCCUCCAACUUGUCUCCGCCUGCCUCUCCUCUUGGAUCUUCCUGGUCUGAGGAUCCUCGCGACGACAGCGAUGAUGGUAUGGCUCCAGUCUCUGCUUCUCCUGCCGCCCCUGAUGACUCCCUGACACCCCCUCGUGGUCGUCUAUAA
Molecule: messenger RNA, 594 nt
Organism: Aureobasidium vineae
Lineage: Eukaryota; Fungi; Ascomycota; Dothideomycetes; Dothideales; Saccotheciaceae
Source: the annotation of a GenBank genome assembly